ACGGCCGCCUCCCGCUCCAUCGCCGCGCCGCCCAAGGCGCCUUCCGUGGCUGAGGCGAUGGAGGUGGACGAGGGCGGGGCAAUGGAGGUCGACGAGGCCGGGCCGGCCACGGCGGCAAAAGGAGCGGCGACCUCUCGGCGGCUCCGGCCUCUCGGCGGCUCCGACGAGGAGCGCCGCCCCGGCGAGAGCCUUGUCCGCCCGCCCGCCCCGCGGCUCGACCCUCGGAGCGCGGCGUCGGCUCGGUGCCCGCCGCUGUACUCUCUGCGCGCCGCGGAGGGCGUGAUCGGCGAGGGUGACGCCGUGCGCCCUGAAGAUCACCAGCGCGCCAAGGCGUGGAGGGAGGCGGUUCGCUCGGCGACGGAGGCCGCAGAGGAGGCGGGCCGGCGCAGCCGGGCUCAAGUGCGGGCGUAUGUGGAGGUGCACAAGGCGGACAUGGAGAGAGUCGCCAGCGAGCAGCUCCGCUUCCGCCCGGGCAAACGCGUUUAUUGCAACCGGUCGGCGCGCCCGGGCUUCAACCGUCAACACCCUCCGCAUCCUACGGCCUUGUGGGAGGAGGGGCGGGUGACGCAGGUCUGGCCGGCCUGCCUCGAGGCCCGGGGCGCUCCCUACCAGGUGAUCCUGAAGGACGGGACUUACGUCUUCGUGAGGAAGGACACCGACGAGUGCAUCCGUGACGACAAACACGGCGACGCCGGUUGGCUCAAAGCGUGCUAUAGUCACUGGCCCGCGCCCGAGUGCGUGCGGACGCAGCGGCUGCUCAAUGGCGUCCUCACGGCGGAGGAGGUGCACGCCCUGCUCUCGCGCUCGGGCCUCGAGCUGCUGCACGACAUCGACACGGUGUUUGAGGAGGUCGAUCCGUUCCGAGAGCGCGACACUGAUCUCACACUACUUCUACCGGAGACCAUCCAGCCGUACCACGUGCUCCGCAACUUUGUGGUUUGGCGGCGGGCGGCGGUGGUCUGCGCCGACGAGCCGCUCUACUCGCCCGCGCUCAUCCGCGACGUCUACCCGGACCCGAGCAGCGACGCGUCCGGGACGCUUCGGUGGCUCCUCGACCUCGCCGUGUCCGUCGACGGCGUCGUGCGAUACGAGCAGGCGGUGCCGCCGUGGCGCCUCUCCAACGCUGUCGGCGGGUCGGACAGGGAGUCUGGGGGCCUGGUACACACCCUUGGCGGCUGUUUGCUACCCGACGCUCGGGAGGCACUCGCCGGAGGCGAGGGCGCGGCGCGACUCAGCUUCCUCCUCGCGGAGGCGAGCUCGGGCGUUGCGGCUGUCGACAAGUGGCACGAGCUGCUGCGGGCGGCGGACCUGUACGAGUACGAGCCCGCGGCGGGCGAGGACACGCUGGUGUACGUGGGGGAGUACAGCUAUCAUGCGGCCUUCUACGCGCGCCUGCGCACGCGCGACGCCCAGUCGGCGCUGCUCGACUUUCUCGCCGAGAUCACGAACCCCAACUUGGAGGAGGAGA
Messenger RNA from Emiliania huxleyi CCMP1516, 1468 nucleotides. RefSeq lists its product as hypothetical. The transcript is spliced from 2 exons. The record is from RefSeq and is a predicted model, not a curated record. Lineage: Eukaryota; Haptophyta; Isochrysidales; Noelaerhabdaceae. The annotation marks the transcript as partial.